Heterobasidion irregulare TC 32-1 is the source of this 633-nucleotide messenger RNA. RefSeq lists its product as uncharacterized. The coding region runs from base 1 to 633 and encodes 210 amino acids. The record is from RefSeq and is a predicted model, not a curated record. The transcript has 5 exons. Lineage: Eukaryota; Fungi; Basidiomycota; Agaricomycetes; Russulales; Bondarzewiaceae.
AUGUCGUCCCCUCUUGGACUUGUAGCCCAUUGCACAGGCAUCGAAAUCGAAGGACAACUCGAGAAGAGUGGCGUCGGUCAUGGAUGGGGUUCUCGAUUUGUGGUCGUUUACGUCGAUGACCAGAAGGAGUGGAAGUCUUCAAAACAAUCCAGUGGCUCACCGCUUCUUUGGCAACAGGACUAUCGCUUUGACUUUCGGCCCUCCUCGAGAAUCACAAUCCAGCUCUUCCGCAAAGGCAUACUACCUCUAAGGCAGAAACUUGGACGCUUCUCUGGGAAUCUGAUCGAGCUGUUUGGAAACAAUGCGGCCUUCGAUAUGACUGAUGAGGCCGGAAACAGACUCGACGGCAUCAAGAUCAAGAUCCAACUGGCACUUAUUUCCAAGCCUCCGCAAGAUAUCAUGAGAAAGGUUGACGCCGCAAUCUCCCGUCUCGAUGAUAGCGUACUUCCUCAGAUAUCGAACUCUGUCGCUGCAUCUCCAUCUGCGAUCGAGGGCUCCUACACUUCUUCGGACGACAUCAGCACCUGCAUCCCGUCCCUUGGCCAAGCAUUCGCUUCGACGGUCAAGAUCGCCCGUAAAUCCGGCUCACCCAGUCCUCAAGGUCUCGUGCGCAGUUUGGCUCUCAAUGUAUGA